Gigantopelta aegis is the source of this 1798-nucleotide messenger RNA. RefSeq names its product short coiled-coil protein B-like. NCBI's taxonomy places the organism in Eukaryota, Metazoa, Mollusca, Gastropoda, Neomphalida, Peltospiridae. The record is from RefSeq and is a predicted model, not a curated record. Gene Ontology annotation, cellular component: trans-Golgi network. Bases 246 to 626 code for a protein of 126 amino acids. The transcript is spliced from 6 exons.
GUUUGACAGGUGCGUCUGACAUCACGACAACCACGUGAUCAAAACAUGGAGACCUCCUUAUGAAUGAAAUAGUAGUGAAUUUAUGGCCGAAUAGAUUAGAUUGGAUAAAAUACAGCAUCUGUAGUUGAUAAUUGAAAAUAGGACACGUUCCGAGUCGACGUUCAUUUAUUUGCAGACACCGAGACAGUAUCUGAUCUGUAACCCUCAUUUUGCCGUGCAAUAAGCAAUCACAGAAACAUUUCAUCAUGUCUGGUGGUGAAAAUAGCAGUGAUCUAGACACUAUUCCAUUGUCUAGCGACGGUGAACAUGGGGAGAAUCAACAGAACAAUAUUCACAAUUCUGUGAAGGAAGAGAACACAAAAAAUGAAGGUCUAAGCAUAAAUACUCAAAUCUCAAGUCUGGAUCCUGAUAUUAAUCAAGAUGAGUGGGAAGAAAAACAAAAACUUAUCUCACAGGUUUUGGAACUGCAAAACACACUUGAUGAUCUGUCUUCACGUGUGGACUGUGUGAAAGAAGAGAAUCUGAAACUCAAGUCGGAGAAUCAGGUACUGGGUCAGUAUAUUGAGAAUCUCAUGGCGGCUAGCAGCGUGUUCCAGUCAACAUCACCAAAAGCAAAAAAGAAAUAAGACACCAGGAUUGCACCACUACAUGUACAAAAUGACAACUGGUAAAACAACUUUAGUGUAUUGCAAAGCUUCUUCCAAUGGCUAGAAGAAUCCACGCGUAUCAUCAAUUUCUUUUGGCAGAAAUAACAUGGAAUCUUUUUUUUUAGUUACUUUGGUCGAGUCAUUAAUCCAUUUUAAUCUGUAAAUAAUGCUAUUGUGAGACCAGAAAGACUACACACCCAUGUGUUGGUUUAGUGAGGAUAUUAUGUAAACGAUUAUGGAAGUCCAUCAGGUUAUGUGCAAAGCAUUUUGUGCAUGUCAGUUCGAUUAUAAACACCAGAGCUUUCUAUAAAGCAGGAUGGUGCGAAUACUAUUAAGCAUUGUGUUUGCUUAAUUUUGUGCAAUACUUUUUAUUUAUACGUUAUUAUAUACUCUAACAAAUUUCAGAAGUUUUAUUCAUGCUGUGUACAUUUUUAGUGGAGCUGUGAUGGAAAUUUUAUGGUCUGUAUACUGUAUAUAAUAUAUCAAAGAUUGUGCUAAUUUCCUUCAAGGAAGAGUUGAGGAUGAAUAAAUGUGAUCUUUUUUGGUACAAAGUUUGUAGAAAAGCUAAAUGUAAGUUCAUAACCCAGAUAUGCACUAUUUCAUAUCAAAACAAAUGAUACUUUACUGAAGAUAUAAUAAGUCAGGUACUGCUUGUUUUCACUUUUAAAAAACAAAACCCUUUUUUCCUCCUUACAAUUAUAAUUGCCCAAUACUGCAGUGUCUUGCUUUCUUGCCAUGUUAUUUAAUAGCUUAUUUUAAAUACUAGUAUCCAGUCAUAACCAUGACAUUGUAUUGAUGGGUUUCCAUGUAAUAUGAAAUACAAAAUAAAUUACAAAGUAAAAUGGUUACUUUUCUAAUAUCAAAUUUUGGUUCAGUAAAAUCACGUUUGGUCCAGAAAGCUACAAAUUCUUCCCAAAUCAAAUCUGGUCUACCAGUAGAUCUAACAGCAUUGCGUGGACUCCCAUGUCCAUGUGACAUUUCAUCUAUAAAUAACCAUUUAAAUAUCAGCCAAUUACACAUCGUUUUUUAUAGCGUUAUUCGGGAGCAUACAAAUUCUAAAAAUAUCGGGCGAGACUAUUUAUGCAAUAGGCAAACUUGUUGGUCUAUUUCAACAUUAAAAAAACGGGGAAAAAGUGCAGUAAUAAACUCUG